AUGGAUCCCAUCAGGGACCCGAACAUCUACCAACGCCCGUCAAACGGUACGGCUCCCCGACAAUAUGCCAUUCCCGCCAACUCAGGCACCCCAGGACAUGGGCGUUCACGUUCUACACAGCUCAGCUAUGCGGAACACGAGAUGAUUAGACACCGGAAGACACCUAAUGGAGGGCGGUUAUAUGAGCCAGACACCGCUGCAUUGGACAAGAGUGUGCAAAUACCCGCAUCGAAGCAUCUCAUCCUCGGUUCUUCACCAGCAUUCCAACGCCCUACCCCGUCUUUCGCCAAUCCACCAUCAUGGUCAGAAAAUAAACGUCCUCAGCGAACAGACCGGUUUGACGGAUCAGAUUUGGGAAGAGAUGGAAGACAAGACAUGCAUUCUCAGCCCUACAGACCCUCGAAACCAUUGGCGUAUCGCCCAGCUUGGGACUUUCCUGGCGGACUUGAUUCAAUGCUCAACCAGACUCUGCCAAUACAGCCGACACAGAGGUAUUAUGUCCAGCCGGGCUCGAAUAUCCCCACCGUUCUUCCUGCUACCCUUCAGUCCCAAUUCGGGCCCACUGCGUCCGCCGGCCAGGAAUUGUAUGGCCCAUAUUGGCCAGACGGAACUUACAAUCCCUAUCGUCCAGCUGCCGUGCGAGAUAGUCGUUUCUUUCCACGUGCUCCAGCCGAGAGGUUUCCUUUAGAUCAUCAACCUGAGCACUUUCACACUCUUCGAAAACAUGGCCGGCUGCCGGUCGCACCGAACGACAGUUACCUCCAAAGCCUCCCCCAGCAGAUGCUGGGUACGCCAAUGGGAUUGGUAGAAUCGCCUUCAUCGAAAUGGAAUCCUCACCAGAAUGCGUACCAGGGCGCGCAAUAUCCCUACGCUCAUGCUUAUGCACCACGAGAACGCCCGAUGGCUGAUGUGGUGACUUCUGUGACCGGGCCAACACUGGUAUCUCUUAUGCCUGGACCCCGGUCUGAGCGCAUCGCCUUCAGAGAUAAGACUUUCGCAUGGGCUAACAAAAUCUAUAUGGAUCUUCUGCAGACAAUCAGAUGUACCAGCAAGGAUCAGCGUUCGGGCGCGCAUAGUGCCUCGUCGAUGAGGCCUGCAUUGAAGCCUGCCAUUUUCCCGAAACCACCCAUCAGAUCUGGAUCACACUUCCAACUUGAUUCGACAGAGCAACCACCAUCCCAGCGGCGGGAGCCCUCGAACACGUAUCUGAGUAUUGGCUCCGGCCAGUCCACGUACGAAACUCCAUCCCGACCACAGACCGCCAUUUUUAGACCACCCAAACCUCUGACUCUGCAAGAUUUUACAUCUUUUCCAGCUCACACCGAGUCCAAAAAUAUACCUCGUCAACCGUGUGAAGGACAUCAAUUGCAAGAAAUGAGGCAGGUCAGCACCAGACCCAAUAAUGCGCCGCAAAUACCCUCAUUCGAAUCGGCGGUCACUGCACUCCAAACUAUGGAACUGCUUUGUCAAGAAGCUGAUGCUCCCUGGGUGGACGGCAUGUUGUUGGCAGGUUGUCUGGCUUACGGCCUGGGGAACUACAUCAAAGCUGAGGAGUGGUACAGGGCCGUUUUGAGACAAGACCCUUAUCAUAUUGAAGCUAUGUCUAACCUAGCCGCAACCUGUCACGCUCUCCAUCGCCGCGAAGAUGCGCUUAAAUAUUGGUCAGAUGCUGUCAGCUUACGACCGAGCUACUUUGAGGCCGUGGAACAUCUGAUCGGGCUGCUGUGUGCGAACCACAGAGCGCGGGAGGCUGUCAGUGUGAUCGAGUAUGUGGAGAACACGUUACGGAUCCGAGGCGACGACCCUCACAGCUCCAGUGCCGAACUGAGUGACGCAGAAAGCGAUACCAGAAGCCACGCUUCGAGCAUCAGCACAGUCGCCUCCUACGAUACUGCCCAGUAUGACUACGAUCCUGAUCCCAGCCAUAUCUCGACAGGGUCCGAAUCUCAGCCUCCUGGCUAUGGAACGAGCGGCUAUGCCAUCCCAGGGGCAGACAAUGGCCGAAUGCUGGCUCUGGUGCAUGCAAAGGGAAAUAUGCUCUAUGCGCUCGGCCAAAACCACGCUGCUGCUGCGGCAUUCGAGGACGCCGUCCUGAUCUCCACAGGCCAGAGGAAACAAGGAAUCCGGGGUCUGAUCGAUGACAUCUUGACGGCAUGUCUGCGAUCCAUCCGGGACCGCGAAUAUGUCCGAGCAAAACUUGAGAGCAAGGAACCCAUUUUGCUGGCGCCCGAGCACGCUGAAGCCACCGCCAGGCACAUGUUCCCCCCGGAAGGCAGUCUACCUGGUCUCGAAUACGUCUCGUCGCCCUUUGCCGUACAGGCUGGAAUCUCCACCACCAGCAACUCGUUGCUUUCACUCGCCAAAAUCUAUCAGGAUGGCAUGUCUAAUGCGACCGAGAUUGGGACCUUGAGAUCGCCGACAACACGGGAGAUUCUAGCAUUGUACUACUUGUCGCUGUCGCUGCAGCGGAGUCCCUCAACGGCAAACAAUGUGGGAAUCCUCCUUGCCGGCGUUCAGCAAAGCGUGCAUCCCGAUCAUCUCGCCGAUUCAAACUUUUCGCAGAUUGCUAACAUCCCAGGGGUUGUCGCCGGCACCGGAGUGUCUUUGGCAUUGAUGUAUUACAACUACGGCCUCAAUAUCGACCAGAAGCACGCGCAUUUAUUCACGAAUUUGGGCAGCCUGCUCAAAGAUAUUGGGCAACUUGGCGCGGCCAUUAAAAUGUACGAGCGGGCCGUCGCCUGCGAUGGCAGUUUCGAUAUUGCGCUGGCCAAUUUGGCAAACGCCGUCAAGGAUCAAGGCCGCGUGGCUGAUGCGAUUGCCUAUUACAGGCGAGCAGUGGCGGCCAACCCCGACUUCGCGGAAGCAGUUUGUGGGCUCGCUACGGCCUUGAAUUCGGUGUGCAGUUGGGAUGGGCGCGGAGGCAUCUGUUCGAGUGACAUGGUGCGGGACAGUCUGCAUGUCGACGAGAGGGGGAUGAAACAACCACCGUCCCGACCGCACGGCUGGAUCAACCGAGUGGUGGAAAUUGUCAAGAAACAGCUGAAGGAGGGGGAAACUUGGGGAUGUGGAACAUUGACCCCGGCCGUCAUCGACUCGUUAGCAGUGCAAUUGACCUUGCACAAGCAGUCCUCGCGAGACAGCGGACGAAAUCUGACUCUGGAGACCGUCCGACAAUCACUACGAUACUGGUCCGGGCAGAGAUGGGAAGGGUCCAGGAUCGUGCGACUGGUUGAACGUGCAAUCCGUCAGAUUGGAUGGCAAUGGUACCAAGAUCGGUAUAAACGUCGAAAGGAAUACCCGGCUCGAAAAUACGCUCGGCCAUAUCUUCCCAAUUCGCUCUCCCCGCCAUCAGCACCAACGGUUCUCCCUUUCCAUACAUUUACCGCACCGCUCUCUGCCAAACAGGUUCGACAGAUAUCUCAGAGAAAUGCUCUCCGCAUCUCUGUCUGCACCCUCCGAUCGGCGUGGCUUCCCGCCACAGUGUUUCCUCCACCGUCGCCUCCCAAUCCCUACCUGAACGUGGGGUACGUCAGCUCAGACUUCAACAAUCAUCCUUUGGCGCAUUUGAUGCAAUCCGUGUUUGGUCUGCACGACCCGUCGCAAGUGAGAGCUAUCUGCUACGCAACGACUGCCUCUGAUGGGUCUGUCCACCGUCAGCAGAUCGAACGUGAAGCACCAAUCUUCCAUGACGCGUCGUCGUGGAGCGUUGAACGACUUGUGAAUCAAAUUGUCAAAGACAACGUCCACAUCUUGGUCAAUCUCAAUGGGUAUACUCGAGGCGCACGAAACGAAGUGUUUGCCGCUCGGCCUGCCCCUAUCCACAUGUCUUUUAUGGGAUUCGCUGGUACGCUGGGGGCCGAGUGGUGCGACUACGUAUUUGCCGACACGAUCUCGGUGCCGCCUGACACUCUCUCGCCCUGGCGACGUAAUGUGGAUAUUGAAGAUCGACUGCGGGCGGACUCCUUGGUGGAGGAUGUCGAAGAUUGGGUGUACGCGGAAAACGUCAUCUUCGCCCGUGACACGUUCUUUUGCGUCGACCACAAGCAAAGCGCGCCGGAUGCCGAGACUGGCCCGCCGAAUUUCAGAGAUGUCGGGAAACGACAGGCGGCUUGGGAACGCGAACAAGACAAGCGCUGGAAACUGAGGAAGGAGCUGUUUCCGAACCUGUCCGACUCGGCUGUCAUUUUGGGCAACUUCAAUCAACUAUACAAAAUUGAUCCGGCGACGUUUGACAUGUAUCUACAGAUUCUCAAGGCGGUUCCCAACGCAAUAUUGUGGCUCCUGCGUUUUCCUGAUUUGGGGGAGCAAAACCUCAAACGCUACGCAGAAAAGUGGGCGGGCAAACAAGUUGCUGAUCGUAUCGUGUUUACCGACGUGGCGGCCAAAGGAACGCACAUCACACGCGCCUCUGUCGUUGACCUCUUCCUUGACACACCGGAAUGCAAUGCACAUACUACUGCUGCCGACACCGUCUGGUCCGGCACGCCCAUAGUCACUUGGGGGAAAUGGAAAUACAAGAUGUGCAGUCGUAUGGCCGGAAGCAUCGUUGCCAGUGCACUCCCCGAGGGUCGAGAUGGCGAUGAAGCGAGGAGGGAUCUGCUCGUCCGAAGCGAGAGGCAAUAUAUUGACACGGCAAUCGAUCUCGCGCUGGACCUCAAGUACCCGACAUCGGAGUCUAAUGGACAGAGAGUUGGGCAUGGGAGGGGGAGACUGGUGGAAUUGCGGCGCAUGCUGUGGGAAGGGCGUUGGACGAGUCGGUUGUUCGAUACGAAGCGCUGGGUUAGGGAUUUGGAACUGGCAUACUGGUCUGCCUGGGGGAAGUGGGAGAAAGGCGAAGGGGGCGACAUAUGGUUAUGA
Molecule: messenger RNA, 4857 nt
Organism: Fonsecaea erecta
Lineage: Eukaryota; Fungi; Ascomycota; Eurotiomycetes; Chaetothyriales; Herpotrichiellaceae
Exons: 1
Coding region: 1-4857 (1618 amino acids)
Biological process (GO): protein O-linked glycosylation
Molecular function (GO): glycosyltransferase activity; protein binding
Source: RefSeq, a predicted model, not a curated record